AUGUUUGAAAGCGAGUUCCUAGUUUCAGUUCCCAUCAACAGUCCCUUUAAGAUGGCAGCAAACACAAAACACGAUGGCAUCCACAUCCGCAUCAUGACGGAAAAGGAUUACGAGGAGAUUAAGGAGCUAAUUUUUGAGGACUACUUCACUGGCGUGCCCUUAUGCUUACCUAAAAGUAAAUUCACCACAGAAACAAAAGAGUUACUCGACGGAGUACAUAGACACAUGGUGGCCCAGGACACCUGCCUAGUGGCCAUCGAUGAGGUCAACAAUGGACGCCUGGUGGCCUUCGCUCUGGCUGGAGCCCAGUUUCCGGAGGAUUUAGAAAAACAACGAAACGAGUUAGACAGAAUUCAGCCAGAGUUGGCUGUUCUUCUGCGAUUUCUUCACGGACUAGAGUGCCAGGCCGGGAUCUUCAAGCGAUAUGGAGUCACAAAACUUAUAUACUCGUGUUUUACUUAUGUGAACCCCGAAAUGAGGGGCAGGCGUUUAGGAGUACGCUUGGCAGAAGCUGUUAUGGAACUUGGUAGAUCCAAGGGGUUUCCCUUGAUGACCGCCUGCUGUGUAAGCUUCUACUCUGCCAGGCAGAAGGAGGCCCUGGGAAUGGAGUGCAUUCUAUCACAAAGCUAUGCGGAUUACAAGGACGAUCAAGGACAGGAGAUUUUCACACCUCCUGCUCCGCAUAAAGAAGUUCGAAUAUUGGCUAUUAGAUUAAUUAAUAAAGAAGAGUAA
Messenger RNA from Drosophila kikkawai, 732 nucleotides. Its product is annotated as arylalkylamine N-acetyltransferase-like 2. NCBI's taxonomy places the organism in Eukaryota, Metazoa, Arthropoda, Insecta, Diptera, Drosophilidae. The record is from RefSeq and is a predicted model, not a curated record. Gene Ontology annotation, molecular function: N-acetyltransferase activity.